ACCUUCUAUAGACUAAUCAUAGCCUCCCCGAGUCCCGGACAGUAGGGUGCAUCUCAAGACUGCCGGUAGUGCCGCGCCUUCCCCAAUUUCCAGAAACAUCGCACGCAGCACCGGCAUUUCCACUCGCACAUUGCCAUGAGGUUGUCCGCGGCUCUUCGUAACGCAUGCCGGAACCUCCCGGUUGGUCCAGGGCAUGUACCCCGACACGGUUCCUGUCUAGUUGGCGUCCGGAGGACCUCCACGCCGCUUCCAUUCGGGAGCCACCGUGCCCUCGCGCGUGAUGCAAGCACGGGCAGCGGCCAAACAUCUGAAGCGGCGGUAAAACUCAGGAAGCAGCGAGAUGGCUCCGUCAGCGAACACGCCAUCAGGGAGGUGAUACAGCAGAGCAGACAGGAAUUGGUCCAACUCUGCAGAGAGAACACGGCCAUCACACCUGUGCUCGCCAUUAUCCAGGCAGCAGAGGAUGACCGUUUACUGGAGAUCAACAAGAAGAUGGCGGCCAAGGUGGGGUUGAGCAUCAUGGAUAUCAGUCUGCCGGGGUCCUGCACUGAGGAGGAGGUAUUGGAGGAGGUACUGCGUCUGAAUGAGGACGCUGCUGUGCGGGGCAUCUACCUGCACCUGCCCCCCUCCCGCAUCACCCCUCGCCUGCUCAGCAGCCUCGCUCCACACAAGGACGUGGAUGGGGUGUGUGAUGUGAACGUGGGGCGCAUGGUCCGGGGGGACCUGAGCCAAAGCUUCACCACUCCUCAGGCCAGAGCGGUCAUGGAGCUACUGACCAGACAUGAUGCGUGUCUAGAGGGAAAAACUGCAGUCAUGGUGGGAGGAGAAGGACCCCUUGGGGCUGUCCUGCAGUGCCUGAUGGAAAAGGCAGGCAUGGCGCUUCUGAGAUGUCACCCCGAUACUGCAGCUCUCCAGAAACAGGUGGGGGGGGCCGAUGCGGUGGUGGUGUUGGGGGGGGCUCCCUCCCCCUUGCUGGCCGGAUGGCUGAAACCUGGAGCCGCCCUCAUCUCCUGUAGCCCCAGCUUAACAGAGCCCUGUGCGGGGGCAGAGUCUUUGGCCGUGAGCUCCUGGACUGAAGUGGCCCAACUGAGUGCUGCCUUCAGGAUGCAGAAUGUGGUCCAGAGCUGUGGGAUGUGGGCGGAGUGUCAGAGGUAUCAGCCCUGGAGGCUCCGCCCCCUGAAGCUGCAGCCACUUUCACCUGUGCCCAGUGAUCUGUCCAUCUCGCGGGCCCAGACUCCUAAGCCCAUUGGUCAGUUGGCUCAGGAGAUCGGCCUGCUGCCCGAGGAGCUAGAGCUGUACGGGCGCUCCAAGGCCAAGGUGCGCCUGUCCCUGCUGCAGCGUCUGCAGGAGCAGCCCAACGGCAAAUACGUCAUCGUCGCCGGCAUUACUCCUACUCCACUGGGUGAGGGCAAGAGUACGGUGACCCUCGGUCUGGUCCAAGCCCUCUCUGCUCACCUGCAGCUCAACUCCUUCGCCUGUCUGAGACAGCCUUCCCAGGGACCCACAUUUGGAGUCAAGGGUGGGGCAGCAGGUGGGGGUUAUGCCCAAGUUAUUCCUAUGGAGGAGUUCAACCUGCACCUGACGGGCGAUAUCCACGCCAUCACCGCAGCCAAUAACCUUCUGGCUGCCGCCGUGGACGCCCGCAUCCUACACGAAGCCGCCCAAUCAGAUAAGGCCCUGUAUAACCGUCUGGUGCCGUCUGUGAACGGAGUCCGCCGCUUCUCCCCCAUCCAGCUGAGCCGGCUUCAGCGUUUGGGGAUCAAACACUCAGACCCAGCUGCCCUGUCACCUGAGGAUGUGAGGCGAUUCGUCCGUCUCGACCUUGACCCUGAGAAGGUCACUUGGCAGAGAGUGCUAGACACUAAUGACCGUUUCCUGAGGAGAAUCUCAGUGGGCCAGGCACCUACAGAGAAGGGCCACGUGCGACAGGCUCAGUUUGAUAUAGCAGUGGCGAGCGAGAUCAUGGCCAUCUUGGCGCUGGCUGAUGACCUCACAGAUAUGAGACGGCGGCUUGGGAGCAUGGUGGUGGGCAGCAACAGGAGUGGACAACCUGUCACUGCAGAUGACCUGGGAGUGAUGGGAGCUCUCACUGUGUUGAUGAAAGAUGCCAUCAAACCCACACUCAUGCAGACCCUCGAGGGCACCCCUGUGUUUGUUCAUGCCGGCCCUUUUGCCAACAUCGCCCACGGCAACUCGUCAGUGCUGGCCGACAAACUGGCCCUCAAGCUGGUGGGAGAGGACGGAUAUGUAGGUGAGUGUGUACACACACACACACAGACACACACACACACACACACACACACACACCUCCAGAGUUUGCAGCUGGUGGCAUCUGGCUGCAGUAACCUGAAGAAGCAGAUUCAGAUCGCUCAGCUGUUUGGGGUCCCUGUGGUCGUGGCGCUCACGUCUUCAACACUCCCCCUGCUCUUGCACCUGUUUGUCUUCUACAUAACGACGGACUCCCAGGCGGAGCUGGACCUGGUGUGCUCCAUUGCAAAGGAUUGUGGGGCGGCGGCGGCGGUGCCCUGCCACCAUUGGUCACGUGGGGGGCGGGGCUCUCUGGAGCUGGCCAAUGCGGUGAAGGACGCUGCCGCACAACAGAGCUCUUUCCACUUCCUCUACGACCUGCAGAUGCCCAUCGAGGAGAAGAUCCGGGUCAUUGCCCAGAGGGUGUACGGGGCCGACGAUGUGGAACUGACCCCCAAAGCCCGCGCCCAGGUGGACUACUACACCCAACAGGGUUAUGGCUCACUGCCCAUCUGCAUGGCUAAGACACACCUGUCGCUGUCCCACAUGCCGGAGAGGAAGGGCGUGCCCACUGGAUUCACUCUGCCAAUCACAGACGUCCGUGCCAGCAUCGGGGCGGGCUUUAUCUACCCUCUAGUGGGAACGAUGAGCACGAUGCCAGGCCUGCCCACACGACCCUGUUUCUAUGACAUUGACAUUGACCCCAUCACCGAGGAGAUCACUGGGCUCUUCUGAGCAUGCUCACUGGGACUGAGCGGCAGCAGAAUCUGGUCUGGACCUGAAGCCACGUUGCCAUGCCAACAGUGUCCCCAGUUCUGUCCAGUGUGGAAGUCGUUAUCAGUGUGGUCAGAUGGCUAACGACUGGACCCAGCUUUGAACACGCACAGAUACACUCGCUGUCACACAUACAUAUACGCAGUUACACACACACACCCUCACACAGAUACACACACAUAUACGCACAGGUGCACACGCCCUCGCGCACACCCACACACACACACACUU
Molecule: messenger RNA, 3252 nt
Organism: Alosa sapidissima (American shad)
Lineage: Eukaryota; Metazoa; Chordata; Actinopteri; Clupeiformes; Clupeidae
Gene: mthfd1l
Product: methylenetetrahydrofolate dehydrogenase (NADP+ dependent) 1 like
Exons: 27
Coding region: 136-2982 (948 amino acids)
Biological process (GO): tetrahydrofolate interconversion
Cellular component (GO): cytosol
Molecular function (GO): methylenetetrahydrofolate dehydrogenase (NADP+) activity; methenyltetrahydrofolate cyclohydrolase activity; ATP binding
Source: RefSeq, a predicted model, not a curated record